GGAGUUGGUUUUCCCAUUUUUAGUAUUGACACCCCUUCGUCAUCCCAUUGCCAUUUGCACGAGGGAGAGAGAAGUUUUGGUUCUCCGGCGCAGAGGCAGCGGUUUUCUGUACUAGUCAGGAUGGUGCGGAAGAAGAGAGGUGAUGGAAGCGGUGAGAGCUCCGAGUCCCAUGAAGUUGGUGCAGGGGGAGGCCGUGGUCCUCAGCGUGGUGGUUACCACCAAGGAGGUGGUGGGCGAAACCAAGGUGGAAGGGGAUGGAGUCCUCAGUCUCAGCACACUGGUGGUGGUGCGGGUCGAGGGCAUGGCCCACCUCAGCAACAACAAUUUGGUGGACCACCAGAGUUCCAGGGAAGGGGAAGGGGUGGCUCACCACAUCAAGGAGGUCGUGGUGGUCAUGGCGGUGGCCGUGGAGGUGGACCUGCUCCUGGACCACAGAGACAAUCAGUUCCCGAGCUGCACCAAGCUACCUCACCUAUGUUACGACCGGUGUCUUCUCAGCCCCCACCGUCCGAGGUGAGUCCUACUCAGAGGGCUGAGCCUUCUGCUUUAUCACACCAGUUUCAACAGCUUUCUGUCCAGCAAGAAGCUCCCAGCCAGGCAGUCCAGCCUUUGCCAUCUUCUAGCAAAUCUGUCAAGUUUCCUCUCCGGCCUGGUCCGGGCAUCGCUGGCAAGAGAUGCAUUGUUAAGGCAAACCAUUUCUUUGCUGAAUUGCCUGACAAAGAUUUGCACCAAUAUGAUGUUACCAUUACUCCCGAGGUUUCAUCCAGAGGCGUCAACCGGGCUGUGAUGUAUCAGCUUGUGAAAUUGUACCGUGACUCACACCUUGGCAGGCGUCUUCCGGCCUAUGAUGGUCGAAAGAGUCUGUAUACUGCUGGACCACUUCCAUUUGUCUCCAAGGAGUUCAAAGUUACCCUAGUUGAUGAGGAGGAUGGAUCAGGGGGACAAAGACGAGAGCGGGAUUUCAAAAUCAUCAUCAAACUUGCCGCACGAGCUGAUCUGCAUCACCUAGGAUUGUUUUUACAGGGGAAGCAAGCUGAUGCGCCACAAGAAGCUCUACAGGUCCUCGACAUUGUUCUCCGUGAGCUGCCAACUACCCGGUAUUGCCCUGUGGGCCGGUCAUUUUAUUCCCCUCGUCUAGGGAGAAAGCAAACUUUGGGUGAAGGUUUGGAAAGCUGGCGUGGGUUUUACCAAAGCAUUCGUCCUACACAGAUGGGUCUUUCACUGAAUAUCGAUAUGUCAUCGACAGCUUUCAUUGAGCCACUUCCUGUCGUUGAAUUUGUGUGCCAGUUGUUGAAUCGGGAUAUUUCAUCCCGACCUUUAUCUGAUGCUGAUCGUGUGAAGAUCAAAAAGGCCCUUAGAGGUGUCAAGGUUGAAGUGACGCACCGCGGGAAUAUGCGCAGAAAGUACCGUAUUUCUGGCUUGACUUCCAUGGCCACUCGAGAACUGACUUUCCCUGUUGAUGAAAAGGGCACCCUGAAAUCUGUUGUUGAAUACUUCCACGAAACAUAUGGUUUCCGUAUUCAGCACAUUCAGUUGCCAUGCUUGCAAGUUGGGAAUCAGAACAGGCCAAAUUAUUUGCCAAUGGAGGUAUGCAAGAUUGUAGAGGGCCAGCGAUACUCAAAGAGGUUGAAUGAGAGGCAGAUUACUGCUUUGCUGAAGGUGACCUGUCAACGCCCUCAAGAACGAGAAAAUGAUAUCAUGCAGACGGUUCAUCACAAUGCCUACGGUGAAGAUCCUUUUGCUAAGGAGUUUGGCAUCAAAAUUAGUGCUAAUCUUGCGUCGGUGGAGGCUCGUAUACUUCCUCCUCCAUGGCUUAAGUAUCACGAUUCUGGUAGGGAAAGGAAGUGUCUGCCACAAGUUGGACAGUGGAACAUGAUGAACAAGAAAAUGGUCAAUGGAGGAACUGUGGAUCAUUGGAUGUGCAUCAACUUUUCUAGGCAAGUGCAGGAUAAUGUGGCACGUACUUUUUGUCAGGAACUUGCUCAGAUGUGCUACAUAUCUGGCAUGGUAUUUAAUCCUGAGUCAGUGCUCCCACCAGUCACUGGUCGUCCUGAGUAUGUAGAAAAGGUUUUGCGAACUCAAUAUCGUGAUGCCAUGGCCAAGCUUCAACCUCAAGGGAAGGAACUUGAGCUCCUUAUUGUUAUUCUGCCUGACAACAAUGGAUCGUUAUAUGGUGAUCUAAAACGGAUCUGUGAAACAGAUCUUGGGAUUGUUUCUCAGUGCUGUCUGACCAAGCAUGUUUUCAAGAUGAGCAAGCAGUAUUUGGCCAAUGUGGCCUUAAAGAUAAAUGUAAAGGUCGGUGGAAGGAACACCGUGCUUGAUGAUGCAAUAUCAAGGCGGAUUCCUCUAGUCAGUGAUCGGCCUACCAUAAUUUUUGGAGCUGAUGUCACUCAUCCUCACCCUGGAGAAGAUUCUAGCCCCUCUAUUGCUGCUGUGGUCGCCUCUCAAGACUGGCCUGAGAUCACAAAAUAUGCUGGUUUGGUUUGUGCUCAAGCGCAUAGGCAGGAGCUCAUUCAAGAUUUAUUCAAGGAGUGGAAGGAUCCUGUGAGAGGCACAGUGACUGGUGGCAUGAUAAAGGAGUUACUGAUUUCCUUCCGUAGAUCAACUGGACAUAAGCCACAGAGGAUCAUAUUCUACAGGGAUGGUGUCAGCGAAGGGCAGUUCUAUCAAGUACUUCUCUAUGAACUUGAUGCUAUCCGUAAGGCCUGUGCUUCUCUGGAACCCAAUUAUCAGCCUCCUGUCACUUUUGUCGUUGUUCAGAAGCGUCACCACACAAGGUUGUUUGCUAGCAACCACCGCGAUCGCCAAUCGGUGGAUAGGAGUGGAAAUAUAUUACCAGGGACGGUUGUGGAUUCUAAAAUUUGUCACCCCACGGAGUUUGAUUUCUAUCUCUGCAGCCAUGCUGGUAUUCAGGGGACUUCGAGGCCAGCUCAUUACCACGUGCUUUGGGAUGAGAACAACUUCACUGCAGAUGCAUUGCAGACUCUGACAAACAACCUCUGCUACACUUAUGCGAGGUGCACCCGUUCGGUUUCCAUUGUGCCGCCGGCAUACUAUGCACACCUGGCGGCAUUCAGGGCACGUUUCUACAUGGAGCCGGAGACAUCGGACAGUGGUUCAAUGACAAGUGGAAGUGUAGCUGGUCGUGGGAGGACCUCCACCCGGGGAGCGAGUGCCAGUGUUAGGCCUCUUCCUGCCCUUAAGGAUAAUGUGAAGCGUGUCAUGUUCUACUGCUGAAAGGUGAACAAGCUCUUGUUGACCCAAGUGGUGUAUGUUUGUUUUGGUUUCGGUUUGUGUUCUACCGCUGAAUGAUGAUGGAGCUCUUUGUGACCAUUUGGUGUUUGCUUUGUUUCUGGGUUCCCUCUUUUCUCGCUUAAAGACUUUGAAAAACUUUGUAAACACGUGGAUGAUGUGCUUUUGCUGUUUGUGCAAAAUUUCUCGUUAACGUUAUGAUUA
Messenger RNA from Tarenaya hassleriana, 3456 nucleotides. RefSeq names its product protein argonaute 1-like. The record is from RefSeq and is a predicted model, not a curated record. Gene Ontology annotation, cellular component: cytoplasm. Bases 121 to 3237 code for a protein of 1038 amino acids. Gene Ontology annotation, molecular function: RNA binding; protein binding. The transcript has 22 exons. NCBI's taxonomy places the organism in Eukaryota, Viridiplantae, Streptophyta, Magnoliopsida, Brassicales, Cleomaceae. Gene Ontology annotation, biological process: regulatory ncRNA-mediated post-transcriptional gene silencing.